Messenger RNA from Monomorium pharaonis (pharaoh ant), 2652 nucleotides. RefSeq names its product odorant receptor 22c. The transcript is spliced from 7 exons. Gene Ontology annotation, biological process: detection of chemical stimulus involved in sensory perception of smell; sensory perception of smell. NCBI's taxonomy places the organism in Eukaryota, Metazoa, Arthropoda, Insecta, Hymenoptera, Formicidae. Gene Ontology annotation, cellular component: plasma membrane. The record is from RefSeq and is a predicted model, not a curated record. Gene Ontology annotation, molecular function: olfactory receptor activity; odorant binding. Bases 22 to 1263 code for a protein of 413 amino acids.
AAUACGAAGUAACAUCGAAUCAUGAGGGAAAAACAGAUAUCAGUCUUUGUACAGCAGUCGACAUGGAAAGUUCAAAAUAUAAUGGGUAUCGAGGUAGACUUCGAAUGGGCAGUGAAAUUGAAUCGUAUCACUUUAAAUAUGCUUGGACUUUGGCCUAAGACUGCACGAAGCUCUAGAGAGAAGUUAAUAUGCAAUUUUCGGGUGUUUGUCGCUUUCUUCGGAAUAAUGUUUUGCAUUUUGAUUCCUGCUAUACAUUCAUUAAUAAGAAUUUAUGGAGAUCUUAUGCUAAUGAUAGAUAAUUUAAAUUUUACUUUACCAGCAACAAGUAGUGCGUUAAGAAUCGCGAUUUUUUGGUGGAAGAAAGAAACUAUUAUACCGAUUAUAAAUAUGAUCGAGAAGGAUUGGACAAAAUCUAAAAGUAUGCAGGAAAGAAACAUAAUGAUUAAAAAGGCACAGACUUUACGCAUAAUUGUUUCUUGCGCAUAUUUCAUAAUAGGAAUAGCAUGCUUCUUUAUCGUCAUUCCCCCGAUUUUUGGAGUGUCAAUGAGAUUUGCUUCGAAUAUUACUGAUAUAGGCAGACCAAUACUUUUACAAAGCUAUUAUAUUUAUGACGUAUCUAAAUCACCGCUGUACGAACUAACGUUUAUUAGUCAAGCCGCUUUUAUUAGUCUCGGCAUUAUGACUUAUACUGGAAUCGACAAUUUCCUUGGCUUACUGAUCUUUCAUAUAUCCGGCCAAUUGGACAUUCUAAAAGAUCGUUUGAUACAAUUUGAUAAAUGCAGUAAUUCUGACAUGCUAAAAAUCUGCGUGAUAGAACAUGUCCGUUUACUUAGAGCUAUUGCUAUUAUUGAAGACACAUAUAACGUGACACUUCUAGCCUUAUUCACAUACUUUGCUAUACUCUUUGCUUUCUACGGUUUCUGGAUAAUUUAUAUAUUUAAUAAUGGAAACAAUGUUUCGCUCAUUUUUUUGAUAUGUUUUAUAUGCAUUAUUCUUAAUUUGCUUGGGCAUAUGUGUCUAUAUUGUGCUCUUGGUGAAUUUUUAAUGAUUCAAUGCAAUGAAAUGUAUUAUGCAGCGUACAAUAAUAAGUGGUACUCUGUGAAUCCAAAAGUUACACAAGAUUUAUUGCUUUUGAUAACAAGAGGCGUUAAACCAACUUAUCUAACUGCUGGAAAAAUAUUCCCCUUAACAAUGUCUACAUUUUGCAGCUUAGUAAAAACAUCAGCCGGUUAUAUAUCCAUUUUACUUACGACGAAAAUGUAAUGAGAUACUAUGUAUAUUUAUAAUAUAUAAUUUAAUAAUUGUGCUAGUAUUAAUUGAAUAUUUACAAAUAUAUUAUAGAUAUACAUCUUAUACAUAUGUAUAAAUCCAAAUAUAUAUAUUGCGUAAAUUCUAUUUCAUAUAUAAAAAAUGAUUUGAUAAUAAAUACAUAUACAUAUAGGUAUUAUAUAAAUACAAUUUGUGAUACAGAGUUUAAAAUUCACAUUUUAAACUCACAUAUAAGAUCUUUGUUGUUCUCAUAUAGAUUUAGAAUGAUAUCUACUUGCAAGAAUUUUUUCAAAAUUUGUAUAACAAAAUAAUAAAAUAAAAUUUUUGUAUAUACUUUCUUAAUCUAAUUAAAUGGUUGUAUAACUUAUUUUCAUAAAAUUAAAUAAUACAUUAAGUAAGAAGUGCGAAAGAUCGGCUAACUUUGUUCCUACGACUUUGCGUUCAGCCACACAAGUGGAAUAACCGAUCCGCACAUAUUACGAUAUUUUUGUCACCUGUGCAUUGAAGUGUGAUCCUUGAGUGUGAAUUAACAGAUUAGCCUAGGUUAGAUUCGCGAAAGUGACGAGCAUCAAGAUUGAGUUACCAUAUGCAUGUAGCGACAUGACGUGCCUGUGGUACGUACGAUGCAAGUGUAGAAAAAGAUUUGAAAGAUUGAUCAAGCAUACGAAAAUAAUAUAUAAUGCAGAAAUGAUUUCUGAACGUGAGGAAAUGAGUUACUUGUGCAAGAAGACUGUUCGUGCACAACUGUCCAAUCCCGCAUUUACGGACAAUUAGUCAAUUCACCGCACUAGUACAAAUAUUUAUUCUUGUAAAUUUUUGUUGUUUAUUUAUUGUAAUUUAUUUUUUUUUUCCCAUUUAAAAAGGACGGAAACUAACGCAUUUUGUCAGCGUAUCUGUACAAUUUUAUUUAUAAAAUUUAGAAGAUAUACACAUAAAAAAUUUGUUCAUAGUUUUCGGAACAUUUCACGUACACAAUAUUUAUUAGAAUCUUAAACUUGAUUGUGAUUAUAUAUACUUUAUUAUUAAGUAUUUAUUAUAUUAGUAAACACUAAUUGUUGGUGGAGAAUCGAAUUUAGUUAUUGAAACUAAUGCAAAAAUGCUUUCAGCAUAUUACAAUAUGUCAUUACCGUGAUACUUUAUAUUGUCGACAGAUGUAUUAUAAGAGUUAUAACGUUGACAUAUUAAUUUUUAUAAUUAAUCCUCUUUCAAAGUAUGUGUCAGCAAAUCUCCCUUAAAUAGCAAUUAUAUGCAACAUAUAUAUAUUGCAAUAGAUAUAGGCAAUUAAAAAAGUCUAUUAUCAUACACAUGAUGCGUUACUACCAAGAGAUAUUAUAGCUGGUUAUUCAUCUCUAAUAUUAUAUCACAAACUAAGACUAACAUUAA